This is a messenger RNA of Mercenaria mercenaria, 5862 nucleotides long. RefSeq names its product partitioning defective protein 6-like. Gene Ontology annotation, biological process: centrosome cycle. Gene Ontology annotation, molecular function: protein binding. The transcript has 3 exons. Bases 108 to 1322 code for a protein of 404 amino acids. Lineage: Eukaryota; Metazoa; Mollusca; Bivalvia; Venerida; Veneridae. The record is from RefSeq and is a predicted model, not a curated record.
UUCUUGUGACGUCAUGGAAAUAUGUGUUGUUUAAUUUGUACACAGAGGAAGAAAGUUGACAAAAAUAAAUAGGAAAUUGGCCCACUUAGGGGCUUAACAGCUUAAUUAUGUCGAAGAGUUCGAAGUCAUCACUUCGAAGUGACUCUGGAAUUAUUGAAAUAAAAAGCAAGUUUGAUGCAGAAUUUCGAAGAUUUUCGGUUGAUCGCUGCAGUCAUCUGAAGUUUGAACCAUUCCGGGACAGUGUGGAGAAGUUGCAUUUUCUAAAUGAUACUCCUUUCACGAUAACAUACACAGACACCCACGGUGACCUGUUACCAAUUAACAAUGAUGAUAACUUUAAUUUGGCACUUUCCACUGCAAAACCAGUGCUACGGAUAUUUGUACAAAAGAAAGGUGAGAAUUAUGCUGAACUGAAUGGAUAUGGCACAGUUCAGAAGAAGAAGAAACUGUUGACAAAAAUGAGGAGCAACGACACAACAAACUACGGCAGGAACCGUAUUCCGAUUGGGUUGCCUGAAGAUUUCCGCAGAGUUUCUGCAAUUAUUGAUGUUGAUAUUGUGCCUGAAACACAUCGUAGGGUCAAACUGAUGAAAAACGGUUCUGAUAAGCCUUUAGGAUUUUAUAUUCGGGACGGUACAAGUGUUAGAGUUACACCACAGGGUUUAGAAAAAGUUCCUGGCAUUUUCAUUUCGAGACUUGUGCCUGGAGGUUUAGCUGAGAGUACUGGACUUCUUGCCGUAAAUGAUGAAGUUUUGGAAGUUAACGGAAUUGAGGUAUGUGGAAAGACACUUGAUCAAGUCACCGAUAUGAUGGUUGCCAAUAGUUCAAAUUUGAUCAUAACUGUGAAACCUGUGAAUCAAAGGUUAACAUUAGCUCCGCAACGAGGAGGCGUUGGAAGAUAUUCACAGAUGUCGCAAGCAUCACAUUUGUCGUCGGCUUCAGGUCAUUCAAGACAGUCUUCCAAAUCUUAUGAUAGUGACCUGAUCGCCGAGCACGAUGAUGAAGAUGAAGUGCAGGAUUAUUUGAAUAAAAGUUCUAAAAGUGAACACAGUGAUCGUUCAGAGAAAAGCAGAGUUAGUGAACGGAGUGAAAAAUCUGAUAAAUUACGUAACAUAGAAAAAGAAAAACUUGAUAGAAGUGACAGGAGUAAUCACAGUGGGAGGAGUAAUGAUAGUGGGCGGAAUAAUGGGAGUGGACGACAGAAAAAUGGAAGUGGACGUUUAAAUAAAGAUGCAGCAAAACAAAACAAUGGUAGUGGUAGACAAAAACAUGAAGGAGGGGGCACAAAUGGGGAGGGGGAUAACCCCAUUGUCACAUUGUAAUAGAAGUAAAACUAAGCAAAAAAGUCACUUGUGCCCCCGUAAAGAAAGCACUGUAUAGAAAUUGUAAAUUAAUAUUUUUUAUAGACGUAUGAAUACUUUUUAUUACUAACAAACCUGAAGCAGUUCUCAAGUCGAGACAAAAUCAAAGAGUGUCUCUCUGGCAUUUAACUGAAUCUACUUAAAAAAUUUAUGUCAUCUAGAAAAUACUUUGUUUUUGUAGAAAUAGCAUCUAAUUGCUGUUCUUUGUACCUGUGGAGAAACUAUUCUAUGUGUAUUGUAUAGACUUAACACACAUACAUUUUGUACUACAAUUCAUACAGUCAUUGAGCCGUUGCUGAUAAUAGUAUGGAUGGGUGGGGGUAGUCAGGUUUCAUUACAUGAAGUACUGUGAUUUUGAUUUAAACUUUACAAACUCAAUUGCAAAUUGUCUCUCUAGAUAAAUCAAGAAGAAAAUAGUGCAACAGAAUUAAAGACUGUUGUAUUUCCUGGUUAUAGUUUGGCUGUAUUACAGUAUGACAGAUUUAACAGUUUUAUAGGAGCAAAACAGAUCAGCAUUAUUUUAGUUUUGAGAUAUGUAAUUAUUGACACUGGAUUUAUCUAGCUUGCUUCAUCACCAACAUGUAUACGGACCAAAUUAUCAUUAUAUUUUGCAUAUCACUACACAAUGUAGUUACAACAUUCCUGAAAAGUGCAGCUUAUACUCUGCUAUUAACAAUGUAAUAAUGGAAUUAAAACACUUUAUAACACUUUCAUACCUAAGAUAGUGAACUUGUAAUGAUAGCAAGUUAUGUAUUAGAACUCUAUAUGCGAUUUCAGCAUUCUCCAUUUUUAGUAAAUAAGUAAGUAACAACUUUGUUUAUAAUGGAUGACAUAUUUGGCAGUGCCAGUUUGCAAUAUGGUCUACUGGAAAAGCCAUGUACACAUCAAGUUAUAUUUACGUCCAAAGAAUGCCAAAUUGGCUAACGAAAAUUCGCAAUCACACGGAAAAUGCAGAGGAUCCAGUACCUUCAAGUUUCAGGAUGAGACUUGAAAACAUCUCUUUUGUUUUGUUUUCAAAUCAGAAUUCUUAUUAAAGAUGUGGCUUCUUUAAUGAGCACCGCUGCCGAUGCAUACAAAGAGAAAUCCACCAUAAACUUGUCUUUUCUGGAGUACUUUGAACAUGUUAGUUGACAUAAGUUGAUAAAAACAUGUAUGAAGUAUGUUACAUUGAGUUUUUUUGAACACUAUAGGUUUAAAUAGGUUAUGUUUUAAGAAAUAUGAUAAGGUCACACAAAAAAAUGUCUUUAAUGUUAUGUGAACAAAUAAACAGGUUAGGUAAGCAAUAUUUUGUUAUUUUUAUUUCAUGGAGUAAGUGUCAUAAAAAGUGAAUGUAUAUACAUAUAGCUGUUAAACAAAACUGUUACGAAUGAAUUUUAACAAAUGUUACCAAUGUCCUAAAAUUCACUUGUUGAAAGAAAUAUAUUAGUGUUUAGACUUAGUUUUAAGUUUGGUCAGGUAUUAAACUCUAAACAGGUUUUUUUCCUGGACAGAUUACUCUAUUAUUUGAUGAUUGGAAAUAUCAGAAAGGAAAUGAAAGCACCCGAAGUGGCAGAGAAAUAAGUAUUAAAAAUGAAACUGUUUUAAUUAUAAUAAAGGAUGGUGUCUUUAAAGGGACAUGCCUACAGCUGAACUUGAAAAUUACAUUUUUUUAGCUCACCUGUCACAUAGUGACAAGGUGAACUUUUGUGAUCGCGCAGCGUCCGUCGUCCGUGCAUGCGUAAACUUUUGCUUGUGACCACUCUAGAGGUCACAUUUUUUGUGGGAUCUUUAUGAAAAUUGGUCAGAAUGUUCAACUUGAUGAUAUCUAGGUCAAGUUCGAAACCGGGUCACGUGCCUUCAAAAACUAGGUCAGUAGGUCUAAAAAUAGAAAAACCUUGUGACCUCUCUAGAGGCCAUAUAUUUCACAAGAUCUUCAUGAAAAUUGGUCAGAAUUUUUAUCUUGAUGAUAUCUAGGUCAAGUUAAAACUGGGUCACAUGAGCUCAAAAACUAGGUCACUAUGUCAAAUAAUAGAAAAAACAGCGUUAUACUCAAAACAGGGUCAUGUGGGAACAGGUGAGCGAUUCAGGACCAUCAUGGUCCUCUUGUUUGUUAAAUUGGAUAGCAGUUGAUAUUAGAUAUCAAAAAUGAUAAACUAGUAUUGUUUAAGUGUAUGCUAUAAAGAAUUAAGUACAUACAGCUAAAUUCUUUAGAACUAUUUUAUAUCAAAUUUCAAUAGUGUUACUAAUACUGUUAGUUCUGAGCAGGAUUUAAACAGUUUACAGAGAUUUAAAUGACACAAUUUCAUGUGUAAAAAUAUUCACCCAAGUAUUUUACUUUUCACAAACUGUAUAAUGUAUGUGCUUGCAUCAUCUGUUCAUACCACAAGCUAACUCUUUCUCACUUUCUGAUGAGAAACUGUCUCCAGACAUACACAUGAUCAGUUUCAUAUAAAAGAAUUUAUAAUCUUUGUUAAAAUGAUAUCAACUAUUUGCCCAUUUGGCAAAACUGUUGUACCAUACAUUUUUUUAUCAGAACAUUGGAGUGAUAUAUUUUAUCUUAGCGCCAUUACAUGUUGAUUUCAUAUAUAAUUAAGACAAAGUUUUGCAGUUUUGCAAAGGUAUUUUAUCAUUUUAAAACUAAAUUGUUAGAUUUUUAUAUCUUAUAAAUUAUGACCAGAACUUAUGUUUUGAGUUUGGUUUUUACUUGAAAUUAUAAAUUAUUUGUACUUUGUUGAAUGUACUUGUACAUAUGUGUGCAUUUUUUCAUAAUUUAAACUGCUUAUUAAAUUUAGUGUUGGAUUCACAAGUCCUAUAGCAAGGAUUUUUGUUGAUUCCACUUUGCAUUUAUAUUAUACAUCAUUGCAAAGAACUUGAACAAUGAUAAAAUUAACUUUUAAAGAAAAUCAAGUAUAUUAGUUUUGAAUUUAUUGUCUAAAAACAGUUUUGAUAGGUUGUUUCUAUUUUGAAAAAUUGAAUUUCAGCCAUAUAUCUUGCAAGAUAAAAAGAGAGAAAGAAAUCAAGAAAAUCUGUAACAGAUUUAGUAGAUUAUACAGUAGAAGGAGGAACAAUAAAUGAUGUGAUUUGUGAUAAAUCUUGCCAAGUGCUUGUAAACUAUGUGUGUUGCAUUGAGAAUGGAAAUUAUAACUUUCAUCACAAAAUUGAUUUUUUUGUCUGUUAAAAAGUUUAUUUGGUCUUGACAUGCAGAUAAUGGAGCAAAAACAUCAAGAUAAGUGAUUUUUAUAACUGAAUGUUCUACAAAAAUGUUGUAGCCUUGCUUCAUUUUGAUUCAUUAAGCAAUAUUUAACUUUUAAGGUCUUCCAGCUAGUUUAAUCAGUUAGUUUAUAGGUACUUAUAGUAUAUAUUGUGUAUGUCAUAGGUUUUAACAGAAAACUGUCAUUAAAGUCAGCAAGUUUCCAGUUUUCCAUUUUGCCCUUAGUACUGUAAAAUCUUUUAAUUUCUUGUGCGAAAUUUCGUGGAUUGGAAGUUGUGAAAAAAAGAUUUGAAGUUAUUGCCAUUUGCUAAUUUAAGUUCAUAAAAACAGAAAUCCAGCAAUGUGCCUUUUUUUGUCAUUUUUUGUUAUGUAACAAAUUUGAUAAAAUUAUAACAGGUUACAAGGCAAAAGAAUAAACACAUUAGAUCAAGAAAGAAUACUUACUGGUGUUUCACUUGAGGAGACUUGGGGUUUGCCCAAUGUCUGUAUGUCACUUAAAAGUACAAGACAUUUUUUUCAUGAAACUUGGUGGUUGUAGAAGUUUGCAGUAUAGAGAAUAUGCAGCUACUUUUAUUUUAUUGCUGUGGCAAAGAUUGUGGUUGCUAUGGCAACAAAUAGUCAUAAAAUAUGACAGGAAAGUGGCAAAGUGGGAUCGUGUGGUAACUUAAAAUGUACAUGAAACUAAUGGACUGAAUGGCAGACAGAUGAGGGGCAAGCCAUAAGUGCACUAUGUAUUUUAAAUGAAAGGAUUGUAAUUGUUUUGUCACAAGACCUUAGUAACCUCCUGUAUACCUGUAAAUUGCUCAUUCUAAAUUGUUCUCUCAUGAAUGCACAAUUAAUUAUAGAAAUCUAAAAACAUUAACCAGGGCUUGCUAUUUUUCUGUAGAAAUACACUACCUUGAUAAAGUUUGUUUUUAUUAGUAGUAUUUUUUGCAAACUUUCUGCCAAUUUUCACUGUUAAUCAAGCCCAAAGGUUUAGAUACAGCUUCUACAGUCAAAUUUGCUUCAAACUGAUUGAAAAAAGUAGCCCUGGAACUAUUUUGUCAAAUAUGUAUGAGAUUUUCUGUUUUAGUUUUAGUCUCGAAAACUAUCUGGCGCAAUUGCCAUUCUGAAAAUACCCAUGCUUUAUAUGCCAUUCCAGUUUUAAAUACAUUCUAUUGUCAUUUUUUAUGCAUGGAUUGUAUAUAUACAUAAUAUGUGCAUUUUUAAUUGUACAUUUUGAAUGAAAUAAUUUUUUAUUUUGUAAUAUACUAGUCUUUACCCAAAGUGUGCAUGGUUUUUAAUUAUGUAAUAAUGAAAUAUUUAAUUUUU